GCUUGUUUUAGACCCCCGGCGGGGAGGGCGGGGCCCGGGGCGAGAAGGGGUGGGCUCCGGGGGGCCGGCGGGGAGCCGCCGCUCGGCGUUUGACGGGGUUCCCUCCCGCCUGCGCCCUACCAGCCUGACCGACGCCAGCCUGACGGACCCCUGACUCACCAUGGAGUCCACGCUGAUCGCGGGCAUCGCGAUGGCCGAAGCGCUGCAGAACCGGCUCCCCGGGCUAGAGAACAUGUGGCUCUGGGUCACCUUUCUGGGCGAUCCCAAGAACCUCUUCAUAUUCUUCUUCCCCGCGGCCUACUACGCCUCCCGCCGACUGGGCAUCUCCGUGCUCUGGAUCACCUUCAUUACUGAGUGGCUCAACCUCAUCUUCAAGUGGUUUCUGUUUGGACACAGGCCCUUUUGGUGGGUGCACGAAUCUGGGUACUCCAGCCAGACUCCAAUCCAGGUUCAUCAGUUCCCCUCUUCUUGUGAGGCCGGUCCAGGCAGCCCUUCUGGCCACUGCAUGGUCACCGGAGCCGCUCUCUGGCCCAUAAUGACAGCCAUUUCUUCUCAGGUGGCCUCUCGGUCCCACAGCCCCUGGGUAAGGGCGAUUCCUAGCCUGGCUUAUUGCACCUUCCUAUUGGCUGUCGGCCUAUCUCGGGUCUUCCUCUUGGCACAUUUCCCUCACCAGGUGUUGGCGGGCCUUAUAAGUGGUGCUGCCCUUGGGUGGCUGAUGGCCCCCCGGGUGCCCAUGGAACGGGAACUUAGUUUCUAUGGGUUGACUGCUCUGGCCCUCAUGCUGGGUGCCAGCCUCAUGUAUUGGACUCUCUUUACAUUAGGCCUGGAUCUUUCCUGGUCCGUCAACCUGGCUUUCAAGUGGUGUGAGCGGCCCGAGUGGGUGCGUUUGGACAGUCGGCCCUUUGCCUCACUGAGCCGGGACUCGGGAGCUGCCCUGGGUCUUGGCAUUGCCCUACACUCUCCCUGUUAUGCCCAGAUACGGCGGGCACACCUAGGAAAUGGUCAGAAGAUAGCAUGCUUUAUGCUGGCGAUGGGGCUGCUGGUCAUCCUGGAAUGGCUGGGCCACCCACCUCAGAUCAGCCUCUUCUACAUCUUCAACUUCCUCAAAUACACACUCUGGCCCUGCCUGGUCUUGGCCCUGGUGCCCUGGGUGGUGCACACCUUCAGUGCCCAGGAGGCACCACCCGUUCGCUCCUCUUGAUGUCUCCUGCCUCCUGCCAUUCUCUUGCCCAACACUCCUUGACCACCAUACUCUAAGAGGCAGUCUUUCCCUGGGCUCCAAAGCAGGCCCGGAUCACACUGAACAUCUUUUCUGUCUCGUGUCCUGCAGUGUUAGCCCCCUUUAAAGAAGGACCUGUUUCCCAAGGAGGCUGUCUCCUGCCUGCCUUCCCCCAGGGUCCCCACAAAGCAAAAACAGCAGCAGGCGAGGUGGGGAUGGGGAGCUGGGUUCCUGACACUGACAAACAGCUCAGGAAGGUCCCAAUAAAGCUCUUGAAACUUCUGGA
Peromyscus leucopus (white-footed mouse) is the source of this 1505-nucleotide messenger RNA. It is a transcript of the gene G6pc3, whose product is annotated as glucose-6-phosphatase catalytic subunit 3. Gene Ontology annotation, molecular function: glucose-6-phosphatase activity. The coding region runs from base 161 to 1201 and encodes 346 amino acids. Gene Ontology annotation, cellular component: membrane. The record is from RefSeq and is a predicted model, not a curated record. The transcript is spliced from 6 exons. Gene Ontology annotation, biological process: gluconeogenesis; glucose 6-phosphate metabolic process. NCBI's taxonomy places the organism in Eukaryota, Metazoa, Chordata, Mammalia, Rodentia, Cricetidae.